Molecule: messenger RNA, 2040 nt
Organism: Suillus subalutaceus
Lineage: Eukaryota; Fungi; Basidiomycota; Agaricomycetes; Boletales; Suillaceae
Product: MFS general substrate transporter
Exons: 16
Coding region: 332-1840 (502 amino acids)
Biological process (GO): transmembrane transport
Molecular function (GO): transmembrane transporter activity
Source: RefSeq, a predicted model, not a curated record
UGUAUACAUACUUUCGAAACGAAACGUACAGAUCACAUUUCACAAGCUCCGAUGCCGGAAUUUAAAGCCGCAGCUCACGUGCACGUGGGCAUUAUGUGCUAAUCUUCAAGAACUUCGGUGAGGUAUUUUUGCUUCGAAGCUGUGAAUUGAUAUAACUAGUAGUGACCGGGCGUUCAACGUUGUAAACACUGAAACUGCUCUCUGAGAAUCUCAUACGGGCCAUCAUAUAGGCUAUAGCCAGCUUUUGACGACUGGCAAGGAUACCCACUCUCCUAUCCACAUAUCCGUCUGUUUCAACUGGACUCCUCGAAUAACUAACAUAUUCAAGUUCAUGGCACAAGAUAACAUAGAUCCCUAUUUGGUACAAUUUGCACCAGACGACAAGGAGAAUCCAAAGAACUGGAGCAGGCGGAGACGUUGGUAUCUCACAUAUUUUGCGGGGUUAUUAGGAUUUAAUGCCACAUUCGCUUCUUCAGCGCCUUCCGGCAUUGCUACCCAACUGAUGGCUCAGUUCAAGCUCUCUGAAGAGGUUGCUGCAUUGACGAUCUCACUUUUCGUAGCGGGGUAUUGCGUCGGACCCCUUUUCUGGGGCCCACUAUCGGAGCAGGUAGGCCAACUCUCUUCAUGGAACAAGAUUUUCUUGACGAGGGUGAUAUUCCUUGUCACCUUUCCGGUAUACGUUUGUUUCCAAGUUGGUUGUGCACUAUCGAAGAAUACAGCAUCCAUUAUUGUAUUUCGUUUGCUCGGCGGUCUGUUCGCCGCCGCGCCGUUAACCAACAGCGGUGCGUUGAUAUCAGACAUUUGGGAUGCAAAAACGCGAGGGAAAGCGUUGGCUCUAUUCACCCUUGCACCUUUUGUUGGACCAGCCCUUGGACCACUGGUUGGGGGCUAUAUUGCUCAGUCGGGGACGCCAUGGCCUUGGUUGUUUUGGGUUCUCACCAUAUUCGCUGCAGUGUGUUUUGUGCUGAUCUACUUUACUCUACCGGAGACAUAUGCUCCAAUUGUCCUUCUGCACAGAGCGAAGCAGCUUCGUUUGGAAACGGGCGACGAGCGAUAUCAUGCACCUCUGGAGCUGGUCCAACAAAAGCAGCUACACAAGCGACUUGAAGAUAGCCUCGCUAGGCCAUUUAAAAUUCUCAUUUGCGAACCAAUGCUCAUCGCAGUCACCGCUUACAUGAGUUUCGUCUAUGGAUGUGUGUACCUGUUGUUCGAAGCAUAUCCUGUAGUGUUCACGGGAGGACACACGUUUUCAGCCAGGUAUUUUGCUACGUUUAGAACUCAAAUUGUAUUUAUCUUUGCCCUAGGGGAUUUGGGGUUGACUUACCUACCUCUGGUCGCGGGCAGCAUAUUGGGCGUUUUUGGAUAUCUCUUGAUAUUUCACCCUCAGUACGAGGCAGCGAUGGAUAGGCACAAAGCAGGACUGGUUUCUCCAGAGAUACGUCUUAAUCUGGCUAUGUCUGGGGCGCCCCUAUUCGCCAUCACCUUCUUUUGGUUCGGAUGGACAUCCUAUCCAUCCAUUUCAUACUGGGCGCCAAUGAUGGCAGGUGCUUUAAUGGGACUCUCUUCGAUUUGGAUCUUUGUAAGAACUUUCUUUCAUUUUUGUAUAGACGUCUAUCUCAUUGCUGCUGCAUCUGCCCUUGCUGCGAACACUGUUUUUAGAAGUGCUGCAGGCGCUGUGUUUCCUCUAUUUGCGUCACAGAUGUACACUGCCCUUGACCCACGAUGGGCUUCAACUUUACUUGGCUGUAUUGCCUGCAUGAUGAUUCCCAUCCCUAUUGUGCUGAAACGCUAUGGACCCACAUUGCGUGCCAGGUCUCGGUUUGCUCCUGCGCUUGUUUAAGAUGAAUGCACCGCUUUUACUCCCCAGGACGUUUCCAUAGUGCUGUUGAUGAAGUUUUCAAUUUUAUCAGCACAUACAUUUCCGUUGGACAAUCUAGCUGAACUCUAUACUAGAGUCGGGGAAUACGUUAUAUUUUUCUGAUGCAUGGGGGUUUGACCCCAUGUAGUAUAUAUUGGAGCGAUAUAUCCGCGACUAUGUGC